AUGGCUCGCUUACAUCAGCUCCCAAUCGAGGUACGGGCGCGGAUAUGCGAAUUCAUCGGCAACAUUGCCGACGCCCCCUCCGACUACCAGCCCGAUCCGCGCGGACUCGAUAACUUCUUUCCGACGGAUUCGUGGCUGAGCCCUACGUACUCGUCAAUUUACAGGGAUCUACGGUCAUUGGCGCUUACUUCGAAAGCUUUCACGGACUCAGCACAGCGCGUUUUGUUCAGGAUUGCGGUAGUCAAAGCCGGUGUUUCACUUGGAGAGUCCUACGGCGCUGAUGGCUUGGACGACCCUUCGGACGACUUUCUCAUGGGAUUCAGCUUAGAUGAAUGCACUUCCAAUACUUUCCCGCAACUCAAAUCCCUUACGCUCAACUACAAUGCCCUUCAAGAUCGGGUUGACUCUAUAGCCGCCAGACCAAGAUACCUCUACCCUGUGGGAUGUCCCCCAAACAUCGAAAGACUCACACUAGCGGGGUAUUGGUCUUCUAAAGUCCCGAGCAUCAAUUACAUUCACUCGUGGAUUCGGAGCAACACAUCGCUGAAGGAGCUUCGGGUCGUCAACGGAUUCGACGAUCGCCUUUGUGCCUUCGAUCGCCUGGGUGCCUUGUAUGCUGACAGUACAACACGCAAGAGGAUUGUGAAUUGGAACACCAUCCUUCCUCUGUUCAAAGACACUUUGGAACUUCUCGUAUUCGAUGGAUAUAAAAGUAUACACGAAGAUUCAGAAGUCCGUUUUGGCCCCACGCGGAUGCUCUCUUGUUUAGGAGAAUUUGAGAAGUUGGCCUACCUCAAGGUGCCAUUGCACAUGCUGCGGCAAGACUGCCCCAAGCUUUGCGUGCCAAAAACAGGACAGCACGUCUUGGACCUCGUGCAGGCCAAACUCCCAAAGGGGUUGAAGAAGGUGGAUAUUGUAGUGUUCGGAAGGGGAGAGCUUGCCGAGAACACCAAUGAAUGGGAACAGAAUUGGAUUACCCCCAUCGAGACCUUCCAGGUUCGGCUUUAG
This is a messenger RNA of Neurospora crassa OR74A, 1008 nucleotides long. RefSeq lists its product as hypothetical. The transcript has 3 exons. The coding region runs from base 1 to 1008 and encodes 335 amino acids. The record is from RefSeq and is a predicted model, not a curated record. NCBI's taxonomy places the organism in Eukaryota, Fungi, Ascomycota, Sordariomycetes, Sordariales, Sordariaceae.